AUGUCAGAUAAACUACUGCACAAUCUCAACAAGUCAAUCUCGGACCUGAAAGGAGAUGUACAGGAGCUGGGAGACAGAACAGCCCGCAUGGAAAACCGCAGGGGCGAGUACGCAGAAGAACAUAACGACAUGGCUGAUCAUGUCCACCAAUUGGAACAGGCACUAGAGUCUUGCCAGUAUAAAGUCAUGGACCUGGAAGACAGGCCGAGAAGACAGAACAUACGGCUAAGGGGAAUACCUGAGACGGUGAAACAGCCCGAAAUCAUGGCGUACCUCACGGAAUACUUUUAA
Pelobates cultripes (western spadefoot toad) is the source of this 291-nucleotide messenger RNA. Lineage: Eukaryota; Metazoa; Chordata; Amphibia; Anura; Pelobatidae. The record is from the annotation of a GenBank genome assembly.